Molecule: messenger RNA, 1999 nt
Organism: Selaginella moellendorffii
Lineage: Eukaryota; Viridiplantae; Streptophyta; Lycopodiopsida; Selaginellales; Selaginellaceae
Product: probable methyltransferase PMT12
Exons: 8
Coding region: 50-1936 (628 amino acids)
Cellular component (GO): cytoplasm
Molecular function (GO): methyltransferase activity
Source: RefSeq, a predicted model, not a curated record
ACAGGGAAGGAAAAUUUUCCCGCGACUUUGGAGGUCGGCGGUUCGAUUUAUGAUAAUGGGUGUUUUCUUGCCAACGCCAAGCAACUCGCAUCUUGGGCGGUAUCUUUGGCUGGUUCACCGAUCAAGAAGAAGCGAUGGCGCCCGCGCUCUCUUCUCUCUUCUCAUCUACCGGCGUGUAGCCGAUCAAUCCAUGGCCGCCUGGAUUACUGGGAUGCUGGCGAUCGCGGCAUUCUUGCAGAUUUCCAGCACCGCGCAGCUCAAUCUCUCCAGCAACAUCGAAAUUCUGGGGUUUCUUGAUGGCCAGGGCUCGGUCGCGAUCGAGGGACUGAUAGGGAUUGGGAAGGAGGAGAGCGUUGCUGUGGCGGAGGUGGAGGAGGAGAUUAUCUCGUCGCGGCUGUCACAAAAUUCUACUUCCGACAAUUCAAGGCUCAGGGACUUGAGGCGCUCGAUUUCUUCCCAAGCCUGCAAGUCGAUCCCAACGGAUUCAAUCCCUUGCCAGAUCGAGAAUGAGUCUAAUUCCUCCAGCUGCGAGCGCCGGCGCAUUGAAAAUCCCUGUCUCGUUCCGCUGCCACGGGGAUACACGCGCCCGGAUGCCUGGCCUUCUUGCGUCCACAAGGCAAGGGCGGAGAACAUCGGCAAUGGCGAUCUUGCGCGGUCGACCGCCGCUGCGAUCCAAAUGCACGGCACCAAAAUCUCGUUUCGAUCUGCCGAACUGGACGCCGCCAGGAAAUAUGUCGAUGAGCUCCUCCAGUCGCUACCAGGAUUUGAGCCCCGGUUGGCCCUGAAUCUAGAGGCCGGUGUGGGGAGCUUGAGCGUGGAGUUUGAUAGACAUGGAGUUUUGGCGCUUUCCAUCGCAUCGAAGAAAUCGAGAGCCGAUGCCAUCCAGCUUGUUCUCGAGAGAGGCUUUCCCGGAAUGGUCCAGAGUUUUGCCAGAGAAAGACUUCCAUAUCCAAGCGAGGCCUUUGAUCUCAUCCAUUGUGGAAGCUGUAGUACGUCUUGGGCCAGGAAGAGAGCGUUGCAUCUUUUCGAAGCUGAUCGAAUUUUGCGACGAGGUGGUCUUUUCGUUUGGAGCAAUACAUCAGGAAAAGAAAAACUAUGGAACGAUAUGUUGAAAGCAGCAGUUUCGAUGUGUUGGAUCCUGGCUUCGAGAAAAAACAAAGUUGCUAUUUGGCAAAAGCCCACGAACAAUUCGUGUUAUCAGCUACAAAACCACUCGGUGUUUUGUGAUCCUGGAAGUCCACCUCCUGAUGAUGCUUGGGGCAUUCCAUUGCAAGCUUGUAUAUCCGGUCCUUCAAAACUAGCAGCAACAAGUGAAAGACGCAGCUGGCCAACACGAUUGCUAAAUGCGAUGCGCCUCAAGACCAUCCUUUCUUACAACAGCUUGAAGUUGGCCACAGUGGAGGCGUAUGAAGCUGACCUGAACUACUGGAAAAUGCUGACGGAUUUUUACUUGACAUCUUUGGGUCCAUCAAGGAUUCGGGAGAUUCGCAACGUUCUCGAUACAAACGCUGGAUAUGGCGGGUUUGCUGCUGCAUUGGCAUCACGAAAUCCUGCUCUGUCAUGGUGGGUGCUCAACGUUUCUCCGGUGGACAAUCCUCACAACCACCUCGCAAACAUAUUUGAUCGAGGACUGCUGGGAGUUUAUCACGAUUGGUGCAAAGCUCUGCCCAUGUAUCCACGCUCCUUCGACUUGGUGCAUGCUUCUCGACUCUUCUCCGCCAAGCACAAUUGCUCAAUGGUUGUCAUCCUUCUCGAGAUCGAUAGAUUGCUAAGGCCUGGAGGUUUUGCGAUAUUUCGAGAUGACAUAGGGACGCUGCUAGAGGUGAGGAGUAUUGCCAACGCUUUGCAUUGGAAGACAACGAUUCAGGACACUGAUAGUGGACCUCAGGGCAAAGAUAAAGUCAUGCAUUCCCAAAAGACUUCUUGGCAACCAUAGUGAGGCGAGAGAACUGUGUAUUUUGUUUCCGAAUUUAAGAGCACGUCUUCCAUUCAGUUUCAA